UUGCUUUCACAAUUCAGCCAAGUGUACCACACACACUAAUGAGUAGAAUUAAUAAGAACGUGAUCUUGGCCCUUUUGACAUUGGCGAGUUCUGCCUUCCUGCUGUUUCAGUUGUACUACUACAAACACUACUUGUCGACAAAGAAUGGAGCUGGUUUAUCAAAAUCCAAAGGAAGCAAAACUGGAUUUGAUAGCUCCCAGUGGCGUGCUGUUAAAAAAUUUGUUAAGUUAACAUCCAGUCACAAUGUCCCGGUUUUCCUUAUUGACCCUUUCAUUCUGGAAUUGAUUACUAAAAACAUUGAACAUGUGAAAAAUUCCUCCCAUGGCUCCACUUCAGAAUGCGAGUUUUUCUGUGUUCCCAGAGACUUCACUGCGUUUGGACUGCAGUAUCACCUAUGGAAGAAUGAGGAAGGCUGGUUCCAGGUAGCUGAGAGUAUGGGCUUUCAGUGCCUGAAGAUUGAGAGCAAAGAUCCUCGGCUGGAUGGAAUUGACUCACUCUCUGGAACCGAAAUCCCCCUGCACUACAUCUGCAAGUGGGCCACACAUGCCAUCCAGCUGGUGGUCUUUCACGAGAGAAGUGGCAACUACCUCUGGCAUGGCCAUCUGCGACUGAAAGGACACAUUGACAGGAAAUUUGUUCCUUUUCGAAAGUUACAGUUUGGUCGUUAUCCUGGAGCUCUUGACAGACCAGAAUUACAGCAAGUUACUGUUGAUGGACUAGAAGUUCUCAUUCCAAAAGAUCCAGUGCACUUUCUAGAAGAAAUACCACACUCUCGGUUCAUCGAGUGUAGGUAUCAGGAAGCUCGAGCAUUCUUUCAGCAGUACCUUGAUGAGAACACUGUGGAAGCUAUGACCUUUAGGAAGAAUGCCAAAGACUUACUACAACUAGCAGCCAGGACACUGAAGAACUUAGGAGUACAGUUCUGGCUGAGCAGUGGAACUUGUCUAGGAUGGUAUCGGCAAUGCGACAUUAUUCCUUAUAGUAAAGAUGUUGACCUAGGCAUUUUUAUACAAGAUUACAAAUCUGACAUUAUUUUAGCUUUCCGGGAUGCAGGACUUCCACUCAAACACAAGUUUGGGAAGGUAGAAGACAGCUUGGAACUAUCCUUCCAGGGAAAAGAGGAUAUAAAACUUGACAUUUUUUUCUUCUAUGAAGAGACUGAUCAUAUAUGGAAUGGAGGCACCCAGGCCAAAACGGGGAAAAAAUUUAAGUACUUGUUUCCCAAGUUCACACUCUGUUGGACUGAGUUUGCAGAUAUGAAAGUCCGCGUGCCCUGUGAAACCAUCGAAUACAUCGAAGCCAACUAUGGUAAGACCUGGAGGAUUCCGGUAAAGACUUGGGAUUGGAAGAACUCUCCACCCAAUGUACAGCCUAAUGGAAUCUGGCCUAUUUCCGAGUGGGAUGAGGUCAUCCAGUUAUACUGAGAUACUAAGAAUUUCCAUCUUGAAAUACAGGUGUAUAACUGUUUGAAAAUAUUUGUCAAACAUAAGUUGGAGCCAAAGCAAAAAUUACAUUUGAAGACACAGAGAAUCCUCACUCCCUAGCCAUUUGAUUUAAUGCUUGCAUUCAGUGGUUGGUCAGGAGGUGCCUAGUAAGAUGAUGCUAGGUUAUGGUUGAGAAGCCAAUGUGAGAAAACAGAUGCCUGCCUCUUUUUCCCUCAUUAUGAUAAAAUUUGCAGUUUUCCUUUGAGGGAAAUAUCCCUUCCCUUUGAAGAACUCAAGUAGAAUAUGCUGUGUUCCUUCCAGAGUUUUAC
Messenger RNA from Ochotona princeps (American pika), 1753 nucleotides. RefSeq names its product fukutin (gene FKTN). The record is from RefSeq and is a predicted model, not a curated record. Gene Ontology annotation, cellular component: Golgi membrane. The transcript has 9 exons. Lineage: Eukaryota; Metazoa; Chordata; Mammalia; Lagomorpha; Ochotonidae. Bases 39 to 1424 code for a protein of 461 amino acids.